AUGCAGGCUGGAGGUUACCGUAUCGGCAGUCUCCCCAUCGAUCCUUACACUGGAUCGCAAAGAAACUUCAAGCUCGCCAGAAGGUGGUUGAGGACAUGCAAGCAACACCACGACAACUGCUUGUCUGAACCGGUUCCCAAUCUCCCAACCAGAGUCAUCUAUGUUGGCGACGACCCUGAGUAUAAAGACGUCCAUCUGAAGGUGCCUAAGCAAGGGUCGGAAGCAGAGUAUGUCGCUCUCAGCCACUGUUGGGGAGGCGAUGUUGAAAUUAAGCUUGUGGAGGGUAAUUUGGAGAAAUUCCAGCUCAGCCUUCCGUUCGAUGAUCUUGCUGCGAACUUUCAAGAUGCCAUCGAGGUGACGCGGAAGCUCGGGAUCCGCUAUCUGUGGAUCGACUCUCUAUGCAUUAUCCAGGACUCGACAGCAGACUGGGAAGAAGAGUCGAAAAUGAUGACAACCGUCUAUCGUGACUGUACACUCACUGUGUCAGCCAUGUCGUCCGAGAAAAGCGAAGAUGGUUUCCUGACGUGCAGGCCAGAUGACGGUGGGGCCAUCAAUUGGGAGGCUGCUCACGUGAAAUCCCUGUCAGACCGUGAUGAGGAUGUGCAGGCGAGGGUAGGAAGGUUUGAUCCAAGGCAAGAGGAGUCACUAUGGGAUUUGGAGGAAAAUCCGAAGAAGAAAGGCCCUUUGGCUCGUCGAGGAUGGACGCUGCAAGAAAACGUGUUGUCGCCACGACACUUAUACUACGGCGCCAACCUAAUCCAUUGGACCUGUCCAUCUGCUCGUCUAAGUGCAAACGGAAUGCGUGGAAUGCACAAGCUUGAUAAGCGGUACCCGGCGGCAUCGGCUGUCAUCUUCGGUGAUAUCCUCAGACAGCAGAACCAGGUUUCGGCUUAUGGUGUUGAAGAGGUCCUCAUGGAUUACUAUGUUUUCGUCGAGAACUACUCUGCGAGGAACCUGACGAAAGCCUCAGACAAAUUUCCCGCAUUCUCAGGCAUCGUGCAACGCCUCCAGCCGGUACUUGGUGACUAUAUGGCAGGCCUCUGGCGCCGUGACAUCGUCCGCGGCCUAUGGUGGGUCAAAGAGGUCGAGGGAGGCCCUGUCUCAAAAUACCGAGCACCGUCUUGGUCUUGGGCUUCGGUUGACGGCCCCGUGUCAUGUGCGACAUGUUCGAAAGACGAAGGACCCUUCGACGUUCAGAUGUUGGAUUAUGCUAUUCGCCUCGCUGACCAUGACAACCCGUUCGGCCAAGUCCGGUCGGCCUCUCUUACCUUACGUGGGUGGACAAAGCGACUGGUUCGUCCACUGAGGUACCGUGAAAAUCCUAGCGAGGACAUCGACGACCUAUUCGACGUCGUAAUUGACGAGGCCCUGUGUUUGCAAGAUGGAAUCGACCUUGAGAAACAUGCGUGGUCAGAAACCCGCAGCGUGUUCUUGCCUGGUACCGAUUCACGGGAACAAAAUGAUAAUAUCGCCGGGGAGGGACACACGCCAUGGAUCAGGCUAGGAAGCUACUUCAUACUCUCUGGGAAGUAUGUGGUACUUCUUCUUCGUGCACUUCCAGAUGGAGAAGGGCCGCUGAUGAGAUUCUGGUGCCUCCUCUUGGAAAGCGUGCACGGGCUGCGCCACGAAGUCUUCAAACGAGUCGGUACACUUGAGGGUAGUGCAUCAGCAGCAAGCUUGAAUAAUUGGCAGCAGCGGACGGUCAUUAUCAGAUGA
Molecule: messenger RNA, 1716 nt
Organism: Diaporthe citri
Lineage: Eukaryota; Fungi; Ascomycota; Sordariomycetes; Diaporthales; Diaporthaceae
Exons: 1
Coding region: 1-1716 (571 amino acids)
Source: RefSeq, a predicted model, not a curated record